Molecule: messenger RNA, 3232 nt
Organism: Podospora pseudopauciseta
Lineage: Eukaryota; Fungi; Ascomycota; Sordariomycetes; Sordariales; Podosporaceae
Exons: 2
Coding region: 696-3131 (811 amino acids)
Biological process (GO): protein phosphorylation; mitotic DNA damage checkpoint signaling
Cellular component (GO): nucleus; cytoplasm
Molecular function (GO): ATP binding; protein serine/threonine kinase activity
Source: RefSeq, a predicted model, not a curated record
CUCAUCCUCCCGGCGAUGUUGUUCCUUUGCCCUGUCAUUUCAUUAGAAGACUUCUCUUAAAUGAGAACCCCCAAAUUGACAACAGUCCAUGUUCCCGACGUCAAUGUCACCAAACCCCUCCCUCACGAUACCUUAUGCCUGAGGUGAGCUAGGAGCCAUGGGGGUCGUCAGUCUAUGCCCGGCUCAUCCUUCGAACUCAGUGUCGGGAGGAAGGAAAAACCAUGAUCAACGAAAAGCUUGUUUGCAUCUUUUCAGAUUGGAGAUAAUCCCAAAAGAAACGAUGGCAGAAAAAAGGUUGACCCAGCCCUACGGACUCCAAGACAAAUUGGCCAAUGGCAUCCAUGUCGAAUCGGAUCUUCAUUGGCUCCACCCCCCCCGCUUGCUCCGCCGCUCCCCAGUAGAGUUUGCAGGGGCAGUGCUCGGCACCAAAAACGUUUCUUCCACCGCCCUCACCUGCAGCAGCGCCAGAGGGACACCGGCCGGCUCUUUUUGGCGAUUUCUCCUGUUACAAGUUCUGGCCUGAAUUCUCCUAUCAACAGUCCUCUCCUCUGCCUUGUAUUUCUUGAACCUCGUCAUGGUGUCUCUGCUUGUUUGAGAUACGCUAUAUAACCAGUUUGUCUACCGUCGAAACCCACCAGUUCAUCCGUUCUCUCCACCGUCUCCGCUGUUUGCCGCUGUCAGAACCAUUAACAAGCAUGGGUGAUUCUGGCAAUGGCUGGCAAACGGUGAUGCCCACCACCCACUCGAGUAUACAGCGCCUUUCCCGCGACGCCUGGGCCGAGCUAGAAGCAUGCGAACGACAGAUUCUCAACGAGUGGGAGAGAACACAUACACAUUGGUCUGGAAUUGGCAAACACACACCUUUGGACGACCAUGCCGAAGCCAAGAGACUACACACUCGAUUCAAACUCGCCAACGAUACGCCGCUGGGAACCGGGAGCUUUGGAGUGGUGCAAAAGGUCGUCUACGCCAACAACGGUCGCACGAUAUGCCUGGCGAGGAAACAAGUGAGGCCGCCACAUCGGCGCUUCCCAAUAUCACUGCUGCGGGAGGAGGCCAGUGUGAUGGAAAAGCUGGACCAUGAUCACAUCGUCAAGCUGGUUGGCACCUACUGCAUUUCUAGCAAUCUCUACCUGCUACUCUGGCCCGUCGCCGUGUGCAACCUGGAUUGCCUGUUCAACGACAUUGACCAUCUCAAGUCGGGCGAAGGCGACCGCGAAGAUAUCAUCAAACGCCUGCAUACCCUUGACCUACAUAAUUUGAGCGCGGUGGAUAAGAGAAGCCAGCCAAACACAGGAACAUGCCCUCUGAAAUACCUACAACAAGCGAUGGGAUGCGUUGCGCGAGCCGUCGCAUACUGCCACCAGGAAAAGAUCCGCCACCUCGACCUAAAACCUUCCAACAUCCUGUUGAACCCCGGACGUGUCUACAUCGCCGACUUUGGUAUCGCAAAAGAUGUGGGCGAACGAGAUCACACAAUGACGCGAGGACCUGCCGGAACCCCAAAAUGGAGAGCCCCUGAACUCAACCAAGUGCAGUGCGACUGGUCCAUGCAGGCGGCUGAAGUUUACUCGCUCGGCCUUGUCUUGCUGAACAUCGCCACCGUUAUCCAUGGAGGGGACCUGGCUGAUUUUGACGAAAUUAUUGCUGAUCUAACGCUUCGAGGUCGCGAUGACAAGAUCAACGCCUACCUUCCCAGACUGGAACGUUUGGCUCUGGCGACUCAGGAGGUCCAAGAUGUCAACGCCUUCACCUUUGCACCAAAGCACACUCUGCACUUGGUGUCACAAAUGCUCCAUCUCGAUGCCGAACGCCGACCAUCCAUUUUCCAGGUGGAUGCUGAACUUAUUGACCUGGGCGGCGUGGAACAAGUCUACCAUUCGCAUUGCUGCAAGAAGAGUGCCCGCUUUGUGACUGAUCGGAUCAACACCAAGAUCAGGGCUCUUGUUGACGAACGCGAUCGCCUGAAAGCUGAUCACAUGAAUAUGGCCAAGCGCUUGGAGGUUCUGGAGGCCAAGGACGAUACCUACGAGUCCCGGAUUCUGAAAGAGCGAAACGCCCAGGCCGAGAACGUUGCCCGGCUCCAGGAUCUUCUCAAGAAGGAACAAAGUGAAUGCAAGCGCCUCACAGCACAACUUGCAGAAUUCCAGCAAACGUACAAACGCCAACCGCAACCAACCCUCCCCCGACCUGCCUCAGAUCCAGCUCACGGUGGCCUCAUGAUGCGAAUGCGACCACGUACACAUCCCAUUCCCAAUGAUCCUGCAGCACCUUUGUCGCCUCCGGUUAAAACGCAGACAAAGCUUGCAGCACCAACUGCUGUCCCUGGAUCCAAGCUCACCUACUCGCAGACGGCCGCAGGCGCCGUCUCUUCCAAGCCUGCAUCUCCCCAUUUGGUAGCUGCCGCUGUCCCAAAGGAAAUGUCUCCUCAUCUACUGCCCCGACGAGAUUCUCUCAAUCCCACCAUGAUACCCCGUCGUGAUUCGAUGAAUCGCCUCGCAAACACACCUUUGCCUGGCGCGGCCACUCCCGGUAGUCCGAACCCAGACCUUGCAGGCUACACCCUUCGUUCUCGGAAUUCCGGCUCUCGUCUACCCCAGCCUGUCAACCCUGCCACACCCAUCCGUGCCGGAACCCCCAUCCUCAACCGUGACCCGUCAUCGACAGACAGCACAACAUACAGCAUGAACAGUUCGGUCUUCAGUCGCCUCGAAAGCUCCAAGCAUUCACUCGCCGAGACGAGUGCUGCAGGAACCCCAGCCAUCGGUACUCCGGCCCUGAAUCAGGAGAGAAAGAACUCGCACACCGCAGAGUCAUACGAGCAUGUUGACCAUGGUGGCUCGGAAGAGGACCAAACAGUAGAAAUGAGGUAUGGUCUUGGUAUCACUGGUAUGGUGCGGAGGGAGAGUGUUAGUACCAGGAGGAAUAGUAUUCUGGACAGUGCCAGUGUUGCCAGCUCCAAUAUUGCUGCUACCGUGAGCAUGGGUAGCCCUCACCCCAGCAGUUCGGCUCUCUCAUCGCCGCGGGCGGCGCACGCGCAUCUUGAGGGCCACAGGUCUUCGAUGUUCAAGGUGCCUUCAAUGCCAACACAUCAAAGCUGGGCCGAUAUCGCGAGAAAGGAGAGAAGAUAGCGGGGGAGGGGGGGCGGGAAAUCUCUGUACAAAUCGUGGAAUCUAGCAUAGCGUGGAUUUUGGAUACACAAAAAUAUUGAAGAUCUCUUGUUCAUGUUGGA